This is a messenger RNA of Cuscuta campestris, 1186 nucleotides long. Lineage: Eukaryota; Viridiplantae; Streptophyta; Magnoliopsida; Solanales; Convolvulaceae. The record is from the annotation of a GenBank genome assembly.
UCCUCAAAAGGAAGUCCAUCCAUCUCUCUCCUUCUUGCUCACAUUUAAGCCAACCACUCUCUCAAAUUCAACCCCCCAUUUCUCCACCACCAAAUCUCCAAGCAAGAUUGAGAUUCAUCAUCAAUUUCAUCAGAUUCUAAGGAUUAAUUAAUUAAUAUAUAUACAUACAUAUGGGAAGGUCUCCUUGCUGCGAGAAAGCUCACACCAACAAGGGAGCCUGGACCAAAGAAGAGGACGAGAGGCUCACCUCCUACAUCAAAGCCCACGGCGAAGGCUGCUGGCGCUCCCUCCCCAAGGCCGCCGGCCUUCUCCGCUGCGGCAAGAGCUGCCGCCUCCGCUGGAUCAACUACCUCCGCCCCGACCUCAAACGCGGCAACUUCUCCUCCCACGAAGAUGACCUCAUCAUCAAACUCCACUCCAUCCUCGGCAACAAGUGGUCACUUAUAGCGGGAAGGUUGCCGGGAAGAACGGAUAAUGAGAUAAAGAAUUACUGGAACACCCACAUAAGGAGGAAGCUGCUCAGCCGCGGAAUCGAUCCCGCCACUCACCGCCCCCUCGGCGACCCGCCAAAGGACGACGACGUCACCAGCACCAUAUCCUUCGAUCAUUUACCCCAACAACAACAAGAAGACGACGGCACCAACUUCCGCCGCGAAUGCUGCUGCCCGGACUUGAACUUAGAUCUCACAAUCAGCCCCCCGGAGUGGACUGCCGGAUCUGAUCCGGAGAAGGCGGCCGCCGCCGACAGUAGCAGUGGCGCUGCCCCUGCUCUGGGGUCAGUUUUGUGUUUUCCGUGCAGUUUGGGGAUAGAGAAGAGCCCACACUGCACCUGCGGCAACAACGCCCAUGGAAACGGGUGUUAUUCUGCCACCGUGAGCACCGCCGCUAGCAGCACUGCCGCCGGCUGCUACGACUUUUUAGGGGUAAGGAAAAGCGGUCAUAUAUACUUGUAACGGUUGUAGUAUCUGUUUUGUUUUAUACACAAUUCCGUGUUUUUGAAUGGAUUGAAAUUUAAAACAAGCCAGCAGAGUCUGCGGGACAAUUCUACCUGACAGAUUUUGUGAACGCCCUGCAGCUUCCUCGGUGAAAAAGCAUUAUUUCACCCAUCUGAAAAUAAUUUAUCUGUUUUAAUUUUAACAAGUUUAAUUUUAGAAAAUUAUUAUGAAAAAAAAUAGUUAGAAUUUGA